AUGUCUACAAGCUCCUUAGAGGGUGCCCCGCUGGCCGAUUACUUUUGGAUAGCUGGCUUGGACGGAUCCGAGGUCUUCGACACAUACAAGCGUUUGGGCGAGGAAUAUCGUAUCAAUGGCGCUGCAUCCCCGGGGCCGGCCCUCGCCGAUGCCAUUCAGGAAGAUGCAGAUGCCGAGGAAGAGGAUCCCGUCGACGGAGCCUCCCGGCCCACCUCGACUCUGUACACGGGUGCGAGUGUGAGUCGUCGCACCUCUCAACAGCGGCUGUCAACCCUCUCCAGAGACUCGGGACAGACCAAUGGCGCCAGCAGCAACCGCAGUAGUGCCACCGUCAAAGGCGCGUCGUCUCUGUUUCGUGCAUCCGCGCUGUUUUCGGAGGACUUCGAUUUCGACCAGGCUUUGGUUAAAUUCGCGUCGGAGAGAGAUACCUUUUUGACAGACUUGAAUGUGAGCGCCGGCGCCAUUACGCAAAAUACUCGUCCACGAUCGCGGGUGCGGACUCAAAAGAUUGUCUCGGAUGAUUCACCUCAAGGGUCACCCGGUCUCCUUAGAUCCGGUAUCGGGAGUGUUCGCCGACACAUGGCGUUCCGGGAUAUGAAUAGCAUGAAAAGACAGCCGUCAAUUGCUCGACAUGCUUCGGUGCGAACAUCGCGACGACUAAGUAACUAUAACUCAGUAAUUCCUGUACCUCAACCGCUUGAAUUCUCGCCCUCGAUGCAUCCAUUAAAACGUCGAUUCGAACCCGUCCUCCUCGACCGAUACCCCACUCGCAACAUGUCCGAAGAGCUGCAGCAGCGUGGAAACUUCCCCGAUUAUGUUCCCAUGUUCGCCUUUCCGAAUGACAUUAAUAUCGUCUCUUCCGAUGAACGUCCACGAUCGACUUGGCACGGAUUUGCCAUGACAACAGAUAAUGGGUCUAAGCUUCAUGCAAUUUGCGUGAUCAUCUGGAUUCCUCUCAACCCCCAAGCCGCGGAUGAGCUUGAAAAGCGCUGCGAAGAAUGGCGCAAAGAUAACAUGACAGACGAGGAGCGGGAAUUGGCCGCGAGUCUGGGAGAAAGAUUGGCUUCCGAGCGGGCAAAGUUGUCGCAACUUCUUGCCCAACUACCGAACGUUCCGUCGGGCUCGGAAUCCCGUGAGCAACUCGAGGAUGAGAUUAGUGCGGUUGAGGAGAAGAUUGGUCUCAUGACAGAUCUUCUGCGUCCCGUUCGACAUGGCGCAGCUUCAAAGAUUGAGGGUCUCACCGAUGGCGAUACUGGUUUCUGGAUUCCGCGAGCAUACGGUAUCCUUGGCCGAGAGAGCACGAUGACCAGCUUCUGGAAGGAAUGGUUAAAAGCAAUCGUUGUCCCCAUGACGGAGAAUGCCAUUCAGCGUGUGCCUCCUAGUUCACCUCGGAUGGGUGUGUGGCAGCCGCUGGAGCGGUAUGUGAUGAACCUUUGUACAGAGGCAUUCUGUCCAAUCUCCUCGAAAACACAAGUGGAGCUUGCGAUUCGAGAACUGCGGUUGUUUGCUCGGAAAGAGGCGCCUAAUGAGCUUCCGGGGUCGCGUAACACUGAUCUAUACAGCUUGUUCCGAACUCUAUCAGUCCCUAACAUCAUCAUCCUUUUCGAGUAUGCCCUCACGGAAUCCCGCAUCAUUUUCUUGUCCUCGCAUACCUCUAUGCUCUAUCUUGCGACACGGGCAUUGAUUGACCUUCUAUUUCCACUCCAAUGGGCUGGUGUUCUCAUCCCGGUUCUGCCUGCACGUCUGAUCCAGGCCAUCGAAGCACCCUGUCCCUACAUUAUAGGUAUCGAACGCCGCUAUGAGAAGGUUGAAUUACCCACCGACGACUUUGUUCUGGUGGAUUUGGACGCCGACAUGAUUGAGAGUACUAUUCGCCCCACUCCGCUUCCCCGUCAUCAGCGCAGGAAACUCUUGUCACUCCUGCAACUGGCCGCACCUCACCACAGCCAAUGCGGUGUCCCAACUGGCCCCCCGGCAUAUGCAAUUGAGACCUACCCCUGGGACACUUUCUUGACGGAAUCCCCUGCCACCUACAACUCCAAAGCCCCUCCGACCAAUCUUGCAAAGUAUGUGGGUCUCAACUCCAGCGCAUUUGGCUCAGCUGCUGUGGUUCCCAACUCCUACCAGCCACCGAUAUUCAACACUUUCCUUCACGCGCGACACGAACAAGCGUCCUCGCGAGGUUAUUCUUCAAAGAGCUCGGAUCGUCCAGGGACGAGUGCAGGAUCCAGAGUUGCGACGUCCCCACCUUCGCCGCGAGAGAGCUCUCCAACAUCGGGUCACUUCCCUCCGCCCCCUCCUACACCAUCUUCGCGCAAUGAUUCGGGUAUGGCCCUACAAGCUUCUUUGCGAGAGAAGCGUUCGGGUCAUUUCGAUGCUGCAUCUCGCAGGAGCUCCUCGUUUGGCAUGAACCGACGCCCAAGUGCUCCAUUCCUGGGACAUACAUCUAAUUUGUCAGUAACAACGUUGAACACGGAUUACGGGACUGGAUCUACUUAUGCCCCGUCCGUAUAUGCUCAAUCGACCAUUGCCGCUUCCACAAUUGUCCCCCAGGCUACUGUACAGCCAGCAGGCAAUUCCGAGGGCACUUGCUGGAUUGAAGGACACUUGCUUCGCAUUCAGCCAUUUGACGAGAAAUCGGUCUGCGCUAUCUGCGACGAGCGUGCCGACGAAGGAAUGUACAAGUGCACCUCUUGCAAGAUGAUUGUGCACAAUCGCUGCGCCUCUCAAAUUUGCCUUGUUUGCGAUGCAGCUUUCCAUGCUGAUCAGGUUCGCGCUGCAUUUGUAAGAUGCUUUGCUAGCCUGUUUUACACUUACAAGAAGUAUCUCGUGCCUACCAGUGGCGAUAAGAAGAAAUCCGGAAUGUUUUACACUUUCAGCAUGGAUGCUUUCAUGAAGAGUCUUCCACAUGAGCAUGCUGAAUACAUUGCAGUUCUCCAACAAACACAAGGAUUCAAUGAGUUUAUCAGUGAGCGAGAACGAGCCAACCCAAAGACCAAGGAUUCCAAGAUGGCUCUGUUCGAUGAAAUCGUCCUGUCGAAGCGCAACCGUGGCCGAACAUUAAUCUUCUCUAGCCGUUCUACCACCGAUUUCUUAUCUGACACAUCCAAUCACCUGUGGCGGACCGCGAACGCAACCUUCUUUGCCCCUAGCCGCAGCCAGCAGAACCUCUCCCAGGAUUAUAGUCGCAUCAGCACCCGAGCACCGGCGAAAUUGGACACAAGUCUGAUGACAGAGCCCCGCAUGAUUCACGGGGCCCCUCGGGUCUCCAAGACGGCAAAUACUGCCCGCAGGAAGCCACUCCCCAAGCUUAUGAAUGGAUUGGCGAUCUCUCCUCCCAGUUAA
This is a messenger RNA of Penicillium verhagenii, 3345 nucleotides long. RefSeq names its product dDENN domain protein. The transcript is spliced from 4 exons. The record is from RefSeq and is a predicted model, not a curated record. The coding region runs from base 1 to 3345 and encodes 1114 amino acids. Lineage: Eukaryota; Fungi; Ascomycota; Eurotiomycetes; Eurotiales; Aspergillaceae. Gene Ontology annotation, cellular component: cytoplasmic vesicle. Gene Ontology annotation, biological process: regulation of Rab protein signal transduction.